UUGAUGAAAGAAGUUGGUGGUUCUGAUCCCUUCCCUCUGGUCAUUGAGACCCCAACAGAGAUCUAUGAAUAUGUGUCUUCUCUGCUGGACUGGUGGCACGCCGACGGGUACUGCCAACAGCGUUUCGCUCAGUUGCCCUCAGAGAGCCGGACGGAUGAGCUGGUGUCUCUGGGCCAAAACCUGCUCUCCCAUCGGCUCCAAAAUACUAUCUGGUUAAACAAUGAGGAAGUGUUUCAGCGGAAGCCAAAGCAAAGGCGCAUCCACUCAGCCUCAAUCCUGAUGUUCAGAAACAAAACAGACACCAAGUUUGUGAAGGUCUUGGCUGACUUCCCACCAAUGGCAGCUGUGAGUGCUUGUGCCCACGUCCAGUGGGACCCCACGGCCACAGAGAUCUCGACGGUCUUCUCCUAUGCAGUCCCAGCCUUCAUCAACGAAUUCCAGCUCCGGGGCUUUGUCGACGAGGACGGCUUCGUCCGAUUUGCCAUCAUCCUCCACGGACAUCACUCCCCCUACCUGCCGGUCUUCCGCACUGACGGACGCUGGCACCAUUUCUGCGUCACGUGGCAGCAGUCCAACGGCACUUGGGUCCUCUACGCCGACGGGAAGCAGCGGGCCGCAGCAGCUGGGCUUGCACCUUCCCAAGCCAUUGAUGGCCACGGGACGUUCAUCAUUGGGCAAGACCAGGACUCCCUGGGCGGUACUUUCAAGGAGAAAGAAUCCUUCAGUGGGAAUCUCACCGGCCUGGAGGUUUGGAGGAAGGUCCUCAGCCAGGAGCAGGUAGAGAAAGUCCGCUCCUGCGUGUCCAUCAAGGAAGGCCUCAUCUUUGGCUGGAUGAGUGACAUCUUAGAAGUGGAGGCGAGUGUUCAACAGGCCACCGUGCACCUCACCUGUCCAGGCCCCGUGGAAGAAUGCCGUGUUUUUAAAGUCACCCAUGGAAGCCAUGCGUACGGUUCCUGCUCACAGCUGUUGCCCUUCGUCUGUCGCUACAGAAAAGAUCUUUACUUCCAGCUGAAGAAAACCCAGUCAGAACCUGUCCCGCUGUUUAUUGCUCGUGUGAAUGCCCAGGCGAACGUGACAGUGAUUCCCGAGAACAUCUUCCAGGCAGAUGUCCAAGGUGUGAAUAUUUCAGCAGCGGCUGAUUUCCUGGGAGUCGUGGAGAGAGUCCUGUCGGAGGCCGAACCUCCCCCACUGGAUGCCUCCUCUCUCCUGGGGGUCUUCCAGCUUUUGAAAGAGGUGUCAGAUGUGGAGGUGGAAGAACCAGGACAACUGGCCACACUGGAAGAGCUGGGCCAACACUAUGUGGAGAUUACAGGGAGAAUUCUGGAAGAGAAGAAUGCUGAGGACUGGUCUGAGAUCAAGCCGAUCAUCGGGGGACCCAUGACAGUGGUGAAAAAUGUGGACAAGAUGGCUUCCAGCCUCCAUCAGCUCCUGAGCCCAGACAGGUGGAAAGUCACCUUCCGCAGUAAGAACAUUGGGAUCGAGGUGCGACGCGCAGAGCUGGGCACAGAGAGAGCUGGCAGCGGGGCCUCCCUGGUGCUGAGCCAGCAUUGGGACCAGCUGGAUGCGAUCGAGGUCCCGGCUGAGGAAGUGGAGAGGCUGAGAGUGAGAGGUCUGCAUCAGAUCAUCCUCACAAACACUUGGUACAGCUACGGGGCUCUCCAGCGCCUUCUCGCCAGCAGCAGCGCUGUGUUCAAAGAUGCGGCUGUGUCGGACGGAGGCAGGAGGCAUCUGAGCACCCAGGUGGGCACUUCCAUUAUCUCCUCCAGCUUGGUCAGCGACUACGAGGAAGUCAGUACGUCUGUGCAGUACCGCCUCCGGCAUCGGGUUCAGGCUCUACCAGACCAACUUGUAGAACCAGUCUGUGCUUUUUGGAACUUCAGCAGGAGUCCUGAAGGUGCUGGAGGCUGGUCCACCAAAGGCUGCUCGGUGUCUUCCUCCCAGGAGGAACUAACCACCUGUGCCUGUAACCACACCACCAACUUUGCAGUCCUGCUGCAGGUCUACGAAGUGCAGAGGAGCCUGCAGGAAGAGUCCACACUGAAAACCCUGACCUUCGUCGGCUGCGGCGUGUCCUUCUGUGCCUUGAUAGUCACCUUUGUGCUGUUCUUAGCUGUCGGGGUUCCCAAAAGCGAGCGAACCACAGUGCAUAAAAACCUGAUCUUUGCCCUGGCUGCUGCAGAGGCCCUGCUGAUGUUCAGUGAAUUGGCCAAGAUCAAUCAGGGCAUUUGCUUUGCUGUCACAGCCUUUCUGCACCUCUUCUUCAUGGCAGCCUUUGCUUGGAUGUUGGUGGAAGGCCUUCUGCUCUGGAGCAAAGUGGUGGCCGUCAACAUGAGUGAGGAUCGGAGGAUGCGUUUCUACUAUGUGACUGGCUGGGGGCUUCCUGUGGUGAUUGUUGGUGUAACCUUGGCUACUUCGUUCAACAAAUAUGUGGCAGAUAAUCACUGUUGGCUGAAUGUGCAGACAGAGGUCAUCUGGGCUUUCGUUGGGCCUGUCCUCUUUGUCCUAACAGUGAACACCUUCGUGCUGUUCCGGGUGGUGAUGGUGACAGUCUCCAGUGCGCGGCGGCGAUCACGGAUGCUGACCCCCAACAGCAGCCUAGAGAAGCAGAUUGGAGUCCAGAUCUGGGCCACCACCAAGCCCAUCUUAGUGCUGCUACCUGUCCUGGGCCUCACCUGGGUCUGUGGCAUCCUCGUCCACCUCAGCAUCACCUGGGCUUAUAUCUUCAUCCUGCUGAACUCCCUGCAGGGCCUCUACAUAUUCCUGGUCUAUGCAAUCUAUAACAGUGAGGUGCGGAAUGCCAUCCAGAGGAUGAGGGAGAAGAAGAAAGCCCUCUCAUUCACGAACUGCUCCCACCCGAUCAAUUAUCUUUCAAGCCCCAGGAACACAUCCUGGGAAAUGGCCAGAUUCAACCCAACCACGCCAGAAAACACAACCUGUUCCACCGAGAAGGACACCGCAGCCAAGAGCAAAGGGAACUUCAGUGCCAAAAUCCCACGGAGUGUUUCAUCAGUUAUGUCACCAGAGAAACCGGCUGUACAACUGACUGCAUUCAAAUCAUCAGGCUUAUGAGUGGAGCUGUCCCAGGCGACGUGUCUCCAUCCCGUGAAUGUUGACGGCUGGAAACCCAGGAGAUGGAAGGGCGGAGGGCCUCGCCCGCCCGGUUCUUCUCCAGCCUCUUCCAGAUCUGGCCCUGAAGAUAGAAUUUACUAACCAAGAUGCCUUCUCACGACUUCCCACUUCCCACUCUGCCUCUUUCCCCUGCCAUGGAUUGUGGGUUACUUGGGUCUUUGUGGGGAGGGGGUACUGAUUCCUAGAAUGGCAAGCUUGGUAGGAGAGCAGCUGUUCCCCCCUUCCUCCCUGUGACUCGCUUGGAGCUUCUGCCUAGAAGCCAAGGAGAACAGACAGAAGACCGGGCUACGCGACAAGCCGCCUUAACUGUGCACCACUACUUUGAUCUGUUACGCUGGAAUAAAUGAAACACAGCCACAAUGAAUGCUAUCCAGUCACCCCAAAGGACAGUGCUGAGUAGAGGACCAGCCUGGUGGGUGACAGCUCUUCAUUAUAACUUCCUUUCCUCCUCAACUUCUUCUGAUGUGGCUGGUCACCAACCUUAGGCAGUCCUUCAGACGAGCCUUCUGCUGUAGCUGCCCCCAGAAGGGAGGUCUGGAAGCCAUCUCCUGCCUGCCAAGAAGGCUGAUCAGCUUUCUGUCUCCCCAUUUUUUCAUCACUGCCCCCAAACUGCCACGCCAACGAUCUCUGCAAUGGCUUUUCCCAACCAGCCGCCCCCCAAGAAGCCUUCAGAGAUGCCAUCUCCACCCUGUUUUCAGCAGGAAGCAGCGAGGGACGUCAAGCUGGGACAGAUGAGGUCAAAGAGGGCUGGUGAGAAGGUGCCGAUGGGGGCUUCCAAUCACACCAUCCUCAGCAUGAGAAAAUGGCCAUGGGUGCUAAUGGAAGCCUUUUGACUGGCCCGUUUUCAGCAUGAAAAAGCUUCCAUGGGCACCGAUGGAACAUUUUCCGUGCACUAUUUUUGUUAUGAUUAGGAAGCUUUUGGGCACCCUUGAGAGUUUUCUCCUCUCCCAGUUUUCAGCAGGACAGUGACUUUGUGGGUGCCAGCUAUAUUUGGAUAGCGCUUGUUGAAAGAUUCCUAUUUUUCAUCCCAUCUCAUUCUGGAUGCAACGCUUGGAUGUCUCUAUGCGUGUCCUCCCUGCAACGUUUGCUCCAAGUUUUGGAAUGGCUGAUCUCCUUCGAGUUCAAGACGGUUCGAAAGAAUGUUUUGAAGAGGCAUAAAGGCAAAGGUACAGACAAGCAUUAUGGGCAUUGUCAUCCAGAGAUAGCAACAUUUGGGGAAAGGUGGCUUGUAACUCUUGGAUGUACGUGCACUUCAUAGACGUUCAUUAUUUUAAGAAUUCGGUCAACGGGGUUGGGGGGAAAGUGACUGUUUCAAUGUUUAAAGUAACUCCUAGAGUUGUUUCUUUUACGAAAACAGGAUAACGGGACCUUUGUUGUCGCUGCCGAGUAUCAAAAUUUGGCUACAUAUUUUGAAACCCAAGCAGU
This is a messenger RNA of Python bivittatus (Burmese python), 4554 nucleotides long. NCBI's taxonomy places the organism in Eukaryota, Metazoa, Chordata, Lepidosauria, Squamata, Pythonidae. The record is from RefSeq and is a predicted model, not a curated record.